AUGAGUUUCGCUCACGACGAAGAAGGUGGCGCCGGGCGUGGGCGCCAUAUGAGUGUCUCACACUAUGCGAACAACAUGGGGAUGCCGACGUUUGACACUACUCGACGGAGAUCCUCUGUGGUUCCAGCUGCGGUUGUAGGGGCACAGCAAGAUGAGGUUAUCUUCAACCAAAAAGAUGAUACGCUGCGCAAGAUGUCCGUUGCCGUCCCCAAUCUGGCCGAAUUGACGGCCGAUGCCCAGGCAGCUGCAGACCUGGAACAUAAAAUGGGCUUUCGCAAGGGUUGCAGGCUCUAUCCCAAGGCUAUCAUGUUUUCAUUUUGCUUAUCCUUGGCUGUGGUCAUGGAAGGCUACGACACCUAUCUUCUCGGCAAUUUCUUUGGCCUGACCACCUUUGCUCGAAAGUUUGGUCAGCCUGCAGGCAUCAAAGACGGGGUCCAGACGUACCAAGUACCUGCGUCGUGGCAGUCCGCUUUGCAGAAUGGCACCGCUGCCGCCCAGAUUAUUGGGCUUUUUCUCAACGGGAUUAUCUCUGAGAGAAUCGGGUACCGCUGGACAAUGAUUGGUGCUCUGCUGUUUCUGACGGCCGUCAUCUUCAUCACAUUCUUUGCGGUCAACGUACGAAUGCUGCUGGCUGGGUACGUCCUGUCUGGCCUACCAUGGGGCGUGUUCCAGACCCUCACGACAACGUAUGCUGCAGAGGUCUGUCCAGUACCUCUCCGACCUUACUUGACCACUUAUGUGAACCUCUGCUGGGUCAUUGGCCAACUGCUCGCGGCAGGAGUCCUGAAGGGCUUCGUCAGCUCAUCGACUCAAUGGGCCUACCGUAUCCCUUAUGCGAUCCAGUGGAUCUGGCCACUUCCGAUUGCUCUUACUGCGUUCCUCGCCCCCGAGUCUCCAUGGUGGUUGGUCCGGCACGGCAAGCUUGACGAAGCUCGACGGGCUCUGCUCAGGCUUACCUCGCGAAAGAACACCGAGUUCAACGUGGAAGACACUCUUGCGAUGAUGAUUCACACCAACGAGUUGGAGAUCCAACAGACGGCCGGCACUUCGUACUGGGACUGCUUCAAAGGAGUGGACCGACGACGAACCGAGAUCACCUGCCUUACCUGGCUGCUGCAGCAGACCUCCGGGUCACCCAUGAUUGGGUGGGGCACCUACUUCAUGAUCCAAGCCGGGCUCGACGAAAGUGAUGCGUACUCCUUGGGUGUUGGCCAGAGUGCUAUGGGCUUCUGCGGCACUGUGCUAUCGUGGUUCUUGAUGCCACACUUUGGCCGACGCACGCUAUACCUCUGGGGCCAGGCUGGCAUGUUCAUCAUCUUGAUAAUCAUUGGCGGUUUGGGCGUGCCGGGACUGUCAACCUCGAUCGGGUGGGCUUCUGGUGCCUUGAUCCUCAUAUUGACUUUCAUCUACGACUUCACGGUCGGGCCUGUAUGUUAUUCGCUGGUCGCAGAAAUCCCCUCCACUCGCCUGCGUAUCAAAACCGUCGUCCUGGCCCGGAACGUGUACAACAUCAUGGGUAUUGUGGUCGGUACGAUGCAGCCCCGCAUGAUGAACCCGACUGCAUGGAAUUGGCGAGGCAAAACAUGUUUCUUCUGGGCUGGACUAAACUUGCUCGGUCUCAUUUGGUCCUAUUUCCGCCUUCCAGAGCCAAAGGGCCUCACAUAUGCCGAACUCGACGUACUUUUUGAGAACCACGUCUCGGCGCGCAAAUUCAAGACCGUCAAGGUCGAUCCGUACCGCUCCGACAAUCUCGUUGUUAUUCCAGAUGAGGAUUUCAGCAGCCAUGAGGGCGGGGAGAAGAAGGGCUUUUGA
Exophiala dermatitidis NIH/UT8656 is the source of this 1812-nucleotide messenger RNA. Its product is annotated as MFS transporter, SP family, general alpha glucoside:H+ symporter. The transcript has 2 exons. Lineage: Eukaryota; Fungi; Ascomycota; Eurotiomycetes; Chaetothyriales; Herpotrichiellaceae. Gene Ontology annotation, cellular component: membrane. Gene Ontology annotation, molecular function: carbohydrate:proton symporter activity. Gene Ontology annotation, biological process: transmembrane transport; carbohydrate transport. The record is from RefSeq and is a predicted model, not a curated record. Bases 1 to 1812 code for a protein of 603 amino acids.